ACCUAAUGCAAACAAAGCAUCGGGAGAGAGCACAAGCAAGCCUUCAAGACAGCAAUACAACCUCCAAACGCUAACCUAAGCAAACAGAAGGGAGAAGAAAUGUCUGCAGAGAGCUUCUUCAUGGACGACCCAUUUUUUACCCAGUCCCACUUGUUAUGGCCCAGGCGCAUCAUGGCUCUUUCCGGUUUCAGAGAGGACUUCCUCCGCCGUAGAGGUCAACUGAUCCAGAGCCUGAGGAAUGAGAUCAGGAGUGACUUGAUGAAUGAGCUCAGUCAGGAGCUCCACCGAGAGUUCUUCCACGAUCAGCCUUCCUCCAGGUUCCCCAGCUCGGACACAGAGCAGAACAAAAAGCGAGAUCUGUCUUUUACUCUUGACACUCAGGGGUUCUCCCCAGAAGAUGUCACUGUGACAGUAUCCGGGGGACAGCUGGAGGUAACGGCGGCCAAGCAGGCAGAGAAAGAAGGUUCCUCUUCUUCUACCAAAACUAAUGGAGACUCCCAGCCUGAAGGAUUUGUUCAAACUGUGAAGCUCCCCGACCACGUGGAUUCAUCCACCUUGACCUGUUCACUUGGAGAAGAUGGUCUUCUGCAUAUUGAGUCACCAGAGUCUAAAGACCAGACCUCAGAGGAGCAUGUCAUUCCCAUUCGAUUCAGAACAUGUCUGAACUUUCCCAUCAAAAAGGACAGCACAAACAAAAAGGAGGUUGGAGAUGAGAAGUCAAACUAGACUGGCGGUGCAUUAUGAAUUGUACUAUUGUUUAUAUUAAGUAAAUGGAUGUGAUUGCUGUAACUGUAAAUUUUUUGUUCUAAAUUGUUUUCAUAAUAAAUUUAUAAUUGAUUGGUA
Molecule: messenger RNA, 843 nt
Organism: Misgurnus anguillicaudatus (oriental weatherfish)
Lineage: Eukaryota; Metazoa; Chordata; Actinopteri; Cypriniformes; Cobitidae
Gene: hspb9
Product: heat shock protein, alpha-crystallin-related, 9
Biological process (GO): protein refolding; response to heat
Cellular component (GO): cytoplasm; nucleus
Source: RefSeq, a predicted model, not a curated record